Molecule: messenger RNA, 1033 nt
Organism: Myotis myotis
Lineage: Eukaryota; Metazoa; Chordata; Mammalia; Chiroptera; Vespertilionidae
Product: fibrous sheath-interacting protein 2-like
Exons: 7
Coding region: 1-906 (301 amino acids)
Source: RefSeq, a predicted model, not a curated record
AUGGAGAGUUACCUCAGCACCCAUUCCAAGGGUAACAGCGUUGCCACCACCAGGAAGAACUCUAGCAGCCUGGACAACAACCCCCAGCAGUGUGGAGCUGGUGAGCACGAAGCCCAUUUCCCAGACAGUGGAGUGGCUGCACUACUGGAUCUGCCUCUUGAGGUCAAGCUGCCUGUGAUCCCUGGGAGCAAUAAUUUAUACUAUACGACGAAGUUAAAUAAAAAGCUUUUUCAACCUUCUUACGGUUUUAACCUGACUGAUCCUUAUUGUCGACUUUUGGACAACCAAUAUAAUAGUCUUCAUGAUCCACAUUUAAGAGCGUACCAUUCACGUGAAGAUAUCCGGAGGAGAUUAAAGAAAGGAGGCUACAUUACCCGCAAUAAUGAAGUUAUAUGUAACUUGACUGAGUUUAACAAGUAUAGGCAAUAUCUUACAAGUCUGAAAUUAGACUUCGAAAGGCACUACGUAAAAGAACAAGGAAUGCUUGCAAAACAAAUAAAUAAACUACAACUAAACAAUCAACUACAUGGACUUCCUGAUGAUGCACAAUUCCAAAAUUGGUUCUUAUGGGAGGAGACCCAACCUUUUAAGGACCAGGAGCCAUUAGAAAUGCCCAGUUAUUUGGAUAAGAUAAGUAUGAAAUUAGAUCAAUGUGGAUGUACAAGAGAAGAGCAGCGCCUCCUCUGGUUGGAAAGAGAAAAAAGACGACAGCAGGAACACACAAGAAGAAAACAUAUUCUUCAUAGAAAAUUUGAAGAGGAAUGGAAGAAAAAAGAGAUGCUGCUUCUGACAAAGUCUGCAGAAGGUGUUCAGAAAGAAGCUGGGCUAGAGAUACAACGGCGCAGAAAUAGAGGAGAGGGUGACAAAAAGGUAGAUUUAACUUUCACCUCUAAUAUGGGCUGUUAGAGAAGAAGCUUUUGUUAGUUUGGAUUUUUGAAAGUACCCUAUACAAGAUGACAAUGGAUUGGUUCCCCUAAAUGAUAUGUGUUAUAUUUUGACCAUAAUAUAAAAAGUCCUGCCUUAUUAUUUGAUA